CAUGUGUGGCAGUGUGGUUCGUGUAUAUUGCUAGGGUUUUCAAUUGGUGGAUCACAGACCAACUUCCUACUCACACGACAUCAAUUCUCGUCCACGUGAGUGUAAUUCCCGACCUGUGUUUUAAAUUCGUCUUCUUUUUGGUUGUAUUUUAUUAGAAGAAGAAGAAUCUUGUUCCAGAUUACCUCAGUAUCAUCAUAAGCCAUGCGUGAAUGUAUCAAUAUCCAUGUCGGUCAGGCCGGAUGUCAGAUGGGCAACUCGUGUUGGGAGUUGUACUGUUUAGAACAUGGCAUACAUGCUGAUGGACAGAUGCCAACGGAUACGACUGUUGGCAAGGAAGACGAUUCCUUUAAUACGUUCUUCAGUGAAACUGGUAACGGUAAACAUGUACCGAGGGCCAUUUUUGUUGACUUGGAGCCAACUGUAGUAGAUGAAAUUCGAACUGGGGUAUACCGACGACUCUUUCAUCCCGAGCAAAUGAUAACCGGUAAAGAAGAUGCUGCCAACAAUUACGCUCGGGGUCAUUACACCGUCGGUAAAGAGGUCAUCGACCUUGUUCUUGACAGAGUCAGAAAAUUGGCUGAUCAGUGUACUGGUCUUCAGGGUUUCCUAAUCUUUCACAGUUUUGGUGGGGGAACUGGUUCUGGGUUUACGUCCCUGCUUUUGGAGAGGCUGAGCGUCGAUUAUGGAAAAAAAUCGAAAUUAGAGUUCUCCAUCUACCCAGCUCCCAGGAUAUCAACUGCCGUUGUCGAGCCUUACAAUUCUAUUUUAGCCACGCAUACAACUCUCGAACAUUCCGACGUCGCCUUCAUGGUGGACAACGAAGCCAUUUACGACAUCUGUCGACGCAAUUUGGACAUAGAGCGACCAACGUACACCAAUCUAAAUCGCUUGAUUGGUCAGAUUGUCAGCUCUAUUACUGCUUCUCUCAGAUUCGAUGGCGCCUUAAAUGUAGAUCUGACCGAGUUUCAGACUAAUUUGGUACCUUAUCCACGUAUUCAUUUCCCCAUGGCUUCCUACGCGCCAAUUAUUUCUGUCGAGAAAGCCCACCACGAGCAGCAUUCAAUAGCAGACCUCACUAAUGCAUGCUUUGAACCCCAUAACCAGAUGGUAAAAUGCGAUCCAACUCGUGGAAAAUACAUGGCUUGUUGCCUUCUUUAUCGAGGUGAUGUUGUUCCCAAGGACAUCAAUGCGGCCAUUGCUGCCAUCAAGACCAAAAAGUCUAUCCAGUUUGUGGACUGGUGUCCAACUGGUUUCAAAGUCGGUAUCAACUACCAGCCACCAACUGUUGUACCAGGCGGUGAUGUUGCUAAAUUAACUAGAGCAGUCUGUAUGUUGAGUAACAACACGGCUGUCGUCGAGGCCUGGGCUCGUUUAGAUCAUAAAUUUGACCUGAUGUAUGCUAAGAGAGCUUUCGUCCACUGGUAUGUUGGUGAAGGCAUGGAAGAGGGUGAAUUCUCUGAAGCUAGAGAAGAUUUAGCUGCCCUGGAGAAGGACUACGAGGAAGUUGCUGUCGAGGGUUUUGAUGAUGACGAAAAUGACAAAGAUGGCGAAGGAAAAGACUUUUAAACAGUGGCUGAUGUUUUUAUGGAGACCAUUGUAAGGUGCUGUGUAUUCUCUUUUUUUCACGUAAUGAUAGGAUUGGAAACUAUACGCGAUCUCCUAAAAAUGACUGUGGUUUUAAUAGUUGUGAUUUAAAGGAGAAUUUACUCCACAUGAAUACAACAGAUAUAAAUAAAGGACAGUGUUAUCAGCCAAGGGACAGAUUUUUAAUCUUUUGUUAAUGGAUAUAAUUGUUCGACUGUUGAAAUAUUUGAGAUUGAAGGGAGAUAACCAACUCGGUUUAUGACUAUAAAUUGAAACUUUUUAACAGUAUCACAAAGUUGCUGAUCGACUUCCAUAUUAUGACAUAUAUUCCAAGAGUCUUAGACCGUUCCGUUCGGACCCGUUGAAUUUACACCCGGGGCGUAUCUGUUCGGUAUGCCGAUUACACGUUUCUCUUCCCGACGGCCCGGCAUACUGGGAAUUAUAACUCAGAUUUAAAAUACCAUAUGGAUGUCUUUAUUGGAAUAUACAGGAGAGCAAAUUGAUUUCCGGAAUUAUUAAAAGCCUGGGACCAUUGUCUGUUUUUCCUGUGGAGUAAAUUUUCCUCAAAUACAUUUCAGAUCGUUUAAUGAAUAUUCCUUCCUUAAAAUCGUACACUUUGUCUUUCCAUUGUUGCCAUAGCGAUAUCAUAUGUGAUAUUAUUGCCGCCAAAAGUAUUGCUUUUACUCCAGUAUUUAGAAAUGCUGCCUUGUCUGUUUAUAUUUGUUACCUGGGCCCUUAUUCACCAACACUUAAACUAAAAUAUUUUAAGAAAUCAGUCUUUUCAUUUGCUGAGAGUAUAAAUUUCUGCUAGGAUUUUAACCUCCAAUGAAUGAAAAGGUCACAACCUUAAAAUAUCUCUGAAAAGUUUUAAUGAAUGAGAUCUCUGUACUUUAAUUACUUCUAUUUGCUCACCUCGCGCUGUCUUCCUAGCUUUCAAAAGACCGUAAUGCGAUUUUUACCAUUUUUUUUUUCAAGAAUUGCCCCGGUCGUAAUAAUAUAUAGUUUUUAAAAUGAUUUUUAGAAUUUAUUUCAAUAUUUUUUCACCAAUGUAGCAAAUGAGUUCUUUGAAACGCAUUCAGUAUUAAUACUGAGUGUCGUUUCUAUUUUGUAGAUUUUCCUAAUAUAUAAUUUUAAUUCACUUUAUUUUGUUUUCAUUUAGUUAACACAUUAGCUCGUUGGGAGGCAUUUAGGAAGUGAAUUCUAUUGUAGAGUUCCAGAGGCAAGAAAUGUAUAUACCCCCUACUGGCUAUUAGAUGACAGUCUACAUUAUUGGUAUUAGUCAAUAAGAAGACUUGUUCAAAUAAUAGUUUUAUUUAUUAAUAUUUUCAACUUAUUAACUUUAUUAAUUGAAUUCAAAUUUUUGUUAACUGAUACCGAUAACUAUAAUAAGUUAGAGCAAUUUAGUGUUUUGAUAGAGCAAUAAACUAUAACACAUAUAUUUAUAGGUGAACAAUUACUAACUUAUAUAGUCGGCGUUUGUUAGAAUUUGUUCUCAAUGUUUUCAAGCAAGUUCAGUAAAAUAUGUGAACGACAUAGUAUAUCAUGAUGUAAGAAAAACCUGAUCCAAGAUUUCAAUACAGGAAUAAAAUUAGAAGUCAUUCAUUCGUCACCCUAAUAACUAGUACAACAUACAGGUAAAUAAAAUUUACAUAUCAGGCCCUAACUGUAAUGGUUAUAACCCCUUAACCCCCCCCCCCCCCCCCGCCCUCUCUCUCAUUUAUAAUGGUAAAGAUGUAACCUUAUUUAGUAUAUAACACGCAUUUACACAAGAUAUAGUACAUAUAUUUUAGGCAACGUCAUAUAAGAUUAUGUAACCUUAUUUAGUAUAUAACACGCAUUUCCUCAAGAUAUAAUACAUUAGUAGGCUUCAUUGAAACGACAACGUCAUAUAAGAUUAUGUAAUAAUGCAAUGUUAUAUUGAUGUGAUAUUUAUCAAACUAAAUUAAUUGUGACAUUUGAACAAUGCUAGGACCGACUGUAGAAUAAUUUAACCAACAUGUAUACACCUGCCAUAACAAUAUUUUUAGUGGUGUGCAAAGAUUUGGUGAUGCCUUUGUCCAAAUGCUGGAUUGUAUACGCCCCCCAAGACGCACGUAUAUACCCUAGUACUGAGAAAUGGGCGAAAGAGAGACAUUUUAAAUAUGUGAAGACAGAUGAAAUAAACCUUUUGUUUAAAUUAAGUAAGACAACGCGUACAGCGAUAAUUUCAAAUUUUAUAAAAGAUCAUUUUAAUUUCGCUCAUUGAUUGAAUUUGCCCUCUGCUCCCCUAUUGGCACGCCCAGAUAGAGAGAGAGAGAGAGAGAGAGAGAGAGAGAGAGAGAGAUGGUGCUUAAAGUCCACUCGACACAAACCAGGUCAUUUUGGGACAAAUGGUUCAAUUCUAUUUCAAUAAUUAGCUUGCGCAUAGGGGUCUUUAGCAGUGGCAGGAAACUGGAGUACCCGGAGAAAACCCACGAGGUUGGACAGACGACCCUACUUCUUGUCACGUACAAGGGGGAAUGGAAACCACGCCAGUUGACUCAAUGACAGACCGUAUGGUACAGCGAGCACGCGUUAACCAUUCUUGCCACCCAACAAUAAAUCAGAGAAACCACGCAUUCUUCUUCUAGAAUGUCACACCAAUUUGGUUUUUUUUUCUGCUCUUAAGAGUUCUUGAUAAAUAAAUGGUCACUUGAAUCACGUAAAAGAUAUUUUGUUCAAAUUUCAAAAAUUCGAAAUGUAGGAUUUUGAACAGCAAGAAUGAGUACUUUUCGUUUUAAAACAAGUCUUUUUCCCGACGAAAUAACCGUCUUCAUUAACCCAGUCGGGGUAGAACAGUAGGAGGUUAAACUCCAUUUCAUUUCCCGACGAAAUAAGAGCAGAAAAACAAACUGAUGUGGUCUAGGUAUGUGUUAUAGUAUAUUCGGCCAUAAUUAGUUGCGUAUUUUGUUUAUAUUCUUUUUUUCCAAACACUGUACUUUAAGACUUUGUGUGCUAUGCAAAGAUAGGAAUAGGCGUAAUUAGUUUUUUUAAAAGGUUGCACGUUUAUUUUUGGAACAGGGGCUGGACCCGAGUUUCCAAGGCCUUCUCAGACUUAGGCCUAAUAAUCUACCCAAUUUUCAAUCACUGUUCAUGAGAAAUUUGUUUGAUCCAAAAACACGAAACUUUGCACAUAAUUAUUUGUCUUUGGCGUAUUUGAUAGGCCUACGUUUAAAAAACAAAAGUUUUAUAAAGGGCGUUAAAAUAAGGCGAACAAUUUUGAAUAAAUUCUUAACUUAAGUCUGAGAAUGCUUUGUGAACUCGAGGUCUGGGCCACAAGCGCUACCCAUCUUGGACUGCGAUUUUUGAUAUGAGGUCAUAAAUUUCAAGAUGGCUUCGAUGACGUCAUAUUCAGUUCCCGGUCCAUAGUGAGGUGGUACUUUUUAUUUCAUUAUUUUAUCAUUUUAAAGGUGAUUUUACCAUCUAAAAUAUAAUGAAUUCUUCCACGAUUGUGUGUAAAUACCUCGGCAGGUCUUCAUAUUUUAUUAACAUUUAUACUGUAUAUAAAUAAACAUAUAUUACUUUC
Molecule: messenger RNA, 5128 nt
Organism: Patella vulgata (common limpet)
Lineage: Eukaryota; Metazoa; Mollusca; Gastropoda; Patellidae
Product: tubulin alpha-1C chain
Exons: 3
Coding region: 202-1566 (454 amino acids)
Biological process (GO): microtubule cytoskeleton organization; mitotic cell cycle
Cellular component (GO): cytoplasm; microtubule
Molecular function (GO): structural constituent of cytoskeleton; GTP binding
Source: RefSeq, a predicted model, not a curated record